Cylicocyclus nassatus is the source of this 1882-nucleotide messenger RNA. Lineage: Eukaryota; Metazoa; Nematoda; Chromadorea; Rhabditida; Strongylidae. The record is from the annotation of a GenBank genome assembly.
GUUCGUCGUACACGAUGUUUGUACAACUUUGAUAUUCAUCUUCAUUAGCGAUCAUUAACGUUUCAUAUACCCUAACGGGUGCCGAGUAUAGUAGGCGAGACUAACACGAUACUGAUACGGAUUGGUUGCGUGUUAUCACAAUCUUUAUCUGUUUUCUCACCAUUUUCUAUAUUAUCUACGAGUUUUUCAUGGAGAAUACACAUGAUGCACAAUCGCUGGCUUAUCCUUCAGCUUGGACGACCGCGGAUACACCUCGGAUGACCCUGCAACUCCCUACUCAACCCGCCGAUAAAGAAGAAAAAGAUGUGCAACCUCUUGCUCGGAUGAAGGUCGAGUCGGAAUUGUCUCCGUUUCGUCAAUCAGUAGUUAUUGAAGCUCCUCAGCCAACGCCAGCCGAUGUACGAACCAAUUACUCACUGAUACCGGGAUAUGCUCCUCCACUGGAGACAUUCUCACCCUAUACUGUGGAAAGCAUUGGCAUGACUUUGCCGGCUUACUCAAAUAAUUAUAUUUAUCCGCAACCAAAUCUGGGUUUCGCUUCACCACAAGCCCCCUCGCUUAAUGGAAACAUCAUUUUUCAUCCUUAUUCAACAACACCUACGCACUAUGUAGACACCACUAAUACGUUUGAUCUCAAUCCGCAAACCUAUUUCCCACCCACGUCAUCGUCCGAAUGCGUGAAAUGCGGCGAAUCGUGUGGUGAUGCUCACUCGAUCACAGGAGGAUAUGUUUGCGAUAACUGCUAUCUUGAUAUGAACAGACCGACAUAUGCCUUAUAUGCCCCACCGUCUACCGAAACACGACAUCCUACAGAAAUGCCCUCGGCGAAGUCCCGCGGUAACACAACACACAAGAAACCCUCUGCAGCACAAAACUCACAGCGAAGGCAAGGCUUAGUAUGCUCGAACUGUAGUGGAACUAACACAACGCUUUGGAGGAGGAACGCGGAGGGAGAGCCAGUGUGCAAUGCAUGCGGACUCUACUAUAAAUUACAUAAUGUACAGCGACCGAUAACUAUGAAAAAAGAGGGUCAACUGCAAACUAGGAAGAGGAAAGCAAAAGCCGACGGCUCAGCAGCUUCAAAAAAGAGGGACAGAUCAAGUAACUAUACACAAUCCACGCAGGUCAUUCAUGAUCGUGGUACAACCUCGUACCAAACAUUCAGUUCAAUGGGCUUCUCAAAUCAUAUAGAAUCGAACUACCCACAGAUGAACGGCUACUCGACUUCAUGGCAAACUUCCGCAGGACUAGGGUCAGAUUCGAGUCACUCAUCCGCCUUCCACUCCACGUAUCCUUCACCCUAUGCUCCAUCCAUACCGAAGAUCUCGGAGGCUCGACAUAUGGGUGAAGAUGAGACACGCGCCGCAACUCAGGGAUUGGUCGAAGAGACUGCCGAGAGAUCGCCCAAUCCGUAAACUCGGACUGUUAUGUUAAACUGCACAAGUGUUCCUCAACUCAAGCCAAGCUCAGCAAGGUAUACACAGUGAUAUACAUGCUAGAUUCGAUUCGUAUGCUGAAGUGUCAUCAAAAUAAUUUAUUUUCGUUGUAGAUAUCUAGGAUGAAAUUGCACCUAUGAAAUGAUCAUUCAUGGUGCACUCAGGAAAAAACCGAAAGAAAUCUUUAUAAUAUGUUUUCCUUCAAGAGAGCCACAUUUUUUGAUGACGAUGAUUAGUGGUCAUAAUUUGUAUCCAUGUGAUAUCGUUUAUUGUUUUCCCGUCAUUGCUAAGUGAGAAGAAAAAAUGGACAGAGGUAGUGGUAUAUGUACUAUGGCAGCUAAAACACGUCCAUAAUAAAUACUGAUUUUGCCGGAAGCCUUCAACUACUAGGUACUGAUCUGCAACUCCUCCCCCUCCCCCUCUCCCCCAUCAAAUCUGGGGCUGCU